ACAUACUGCUCCCUUUUCCGUUUCUUCCGCAGAUCAACCGCUACUAGCCGCAUUUGCCGCUAGAAAAUGAAUCUCGGUCUAUGGGGAUGCUUGGUGCCCUGUGGACUGCAAUACUGGUGCGAGAGUAAAAGCGAUACAUGCAUUACGGAGAUGGGGGCGACGGCAUCAACUGAUUGUCCCGGUGCCGGAGGUCCCGGCGGAAUUCCGGGCCUGACCGGUGCUAUCACGACUGCGGCUGGUGCUACGACUACGACACCUCUCACAGCCGGUGGCAUUGGUGGCUCAGGUGCUGGGAUGCUGGGAGCGUACGGACCCGUUGGUGGACCACCCGUUAUCGUACGGGAGCGGCGGAAGAAGGUCACCGGGUUUGCCACACUGAAGAAGAAACUUAUUCGACGGAGACGAUCGUCGAAAGCAUGCGAUCAUGGCCGGGUGCUGCGGGAAUUCGUGUCCAGCUGGAGUCCGAUGGAACUGUCGGCACUGUUGGAAGAGUACGAAUCGCUGGCAGCACUGAAGGACCUUUCGGUUCAGGCUGAGCUGGCACGGCCACCGGCAACCACGUUCAAACAGGAUCUCGCCAGUUUGUACGACUACAAACAUUGCACCGACUGUGAUCUAGUGUUCCGGGGAACCGUCUUCCCGGUUCACCGUGCACUACUAUCCGCACGUUGUCCGUACUUCCGGGACCUGCUAGCCGGCUGCCCGGGCUACGGUGCCCGAAUCUGUUUGGAAUUACGCUCCUCGCCGGUGGACGUUCCAAUGUUUUCGUCGCUGCUAAGAUAUCUGUAUACAGGAGAUUUAUGUACACACGAUCCGACCAUAGAUGUAAGUCUGCUACGUAGAUUAGGAGAAGAUUUCGGCACACCGAAUCCGCUAGAAAAUGACCUGCGCUACCUGCUCGAAACCGGGGACUACGCAGAUGCCGCCAUAGUGUUCACCUCCGAGGGUGGCGACUACCAUCGGCCCGAUUCUGGCAGCUCGGAGUACGGUUUUCGACCGAAGCUAGAACUACCUUGCCAUAAGGCGAUCCUCAGUGCACGAUCACCAUUCUUCAAGAAUAUGAUCCAGCGACGGACCCGUAACAUUAACGAAGAACACCAACUUCAUGGCACAGACCGAUCGUUACAUGUUCCGACACGCAUCGUGCUGGAUGAAACCGUAAUUCCGAAACGUUACGCUCGUGUUCUACUGCACGCGAUCUACCUGGACACCGUGGAUCUAUCGUUGAUCUUACGCGGAAAUGGAUGCGGCAACGGAGCAGGAAGUCUCGGAGAGGUGCAAGCUCUUACCCACACAGGGAGAACCAGGCCGUCACCUUUGGAAGAAGCCAUGGAGCUGUAUCAAAUCGGACGCUUCCUCGAACUGGACAUUCUGGCACAAGGCUGUGAAGAUCUGAUCCUUGAAUGGCUAACUUUGGAUACGCUAGCUACGGUUUUACGAUGGGGUGGGCAACCACACGGGUCUGCCUGGGUUUAUCGCCAAGCUUGCCACUACUUGCGCGAAGAGUUCUCGGCUAUUGUCGGAUCUCCGGUGCUCUUCCAGCUUGAUAAAUCUCAGCUGAUAGAAGCACUUCAAAACAACUUCCUUCAGGCAUCAGAGCUGGAGGUGCUGCAGGCUGUUUUGAAGUGGGGCGAGCAGGAGCUGAUCCGACGGAUGGAAGAUCGGGAGCCAAAUUUGCUUAGUCACACUGCACACUCGGUUACCCGGAAGGGAAUCAAAAAGCGUGAUUUGAGCGACGUAGAGUUGAGGGAAAUUCUAUCGGAGUUACUGCCGCAUGUUCGAAUGGACCACGUACUGCCACCGAGCAACGAGAUAUUGAACCAAGCAAUCCGACGGGGUUUGGUUAGCACUCCACCAUCGCACAUGAUCGGAGACGAUCGUGAGAGUCUGAGGAUCAAUGCGUGGAUUCGCGGUGGAAAGAACCAUGGUUUGUUUGUACGACCUCGGCUGUUCAUGCCGUACUAUGAGGAGGUUAAGGUGCUGCUUGAGGAUCACAUUGCGUCGCAACAGAUCGAAAUGUUGCGCAUGCGACGAUCGCGCCACAUGCCGGACAUUCCGGACACGUUGUACAUGGUGUCUCGACUUAAUAGUAACACUAGUGGGAACAUGGGUGGCGGAGGCACGUCAGGUGUGGAUGUUGUUGCGGCAGCGGCCGCUUCGAUUCCAGCACCAGAUCCAAGCGCCAUGGAAGCUAUGCAAAAGAGGGAACAAAAGCUUAGGCAAGCACCUAGCUGUCAACGAGCGUUGACGCUUCCGCUGUCAAGCCGGAACGAAAUCAAUCGUCAGAUCAGGUUGCGGGUUGUUCGGGAAUUCAAUUUUCCGGAUGAGGUGGCAGAGUUGUUGGAGAACUCCAAUUGCUACUGCCUGGACGCAGAUGGCUCCACACCGAAAGCUCAGGGCGACGAUAUCCAUGCGAGCAAUCAUUCAUUGGACGAUGACACAACUCCGCCCCCUUCGCCGGCACUGCCAAGUGAUAUUAUUCCACAAAACGUUGCCUGCUUUGGGCGCAACAUGACAUUCCCCCGGCAACAACCUCAACCACCACCACAAGUGAUCGCGCAUGGGGCUGGAGGAGGAGGAGGAGAUAUGGGAGGUGGAGUUGGAGGACGACUACAUCAUCCCUCGGGUGGUAUGUUAGGACCGAGUUCAAGUAUUAUAGGUACCCAUCGACGCCAAGAACUGCCAUCGUUGAUCCCCGGAGGGGAUGUAGUUGCUUAUAGGCUGUCAGCACCGGCCGGAGAUCAUUCCGGGGAGGCCGGAGCCUGUUCGGAGGGACAUCUUUCGGAUAUAAUGCCGGACGUGGCCAUGGCGACGGCAUCUAUGGGACAGUUGCAACUUGGAGACAUGCCCGAGAGUCUUCAUCUAGAUCUGGGCGAUGGACCAAGUCACAUGAUCGGAGCAGCAGGAUCUCUAGGAUUACAUAAUCUUCCGCAUCAUCGAAUAGCGACACCUUCGCCGAGCAAUUUCCAUCAACUACAUGACCCGGAGCCAUCCUCCGUCCGGUUCACUGAGUAGUAGUGGUGUCGGUGGCGGCCACGGGGAAGGCGCAGCGGAACGUGGCAUGAUGGGUGGUGGAAGGCUACCCAGUUCCCUCGGUGGAUCCUCCCAGUCGGGUCAGCCGGGAGUAUCAGCUGCUUCGGCGGCAGCAGCCGGGUCUUCGUCGUCAUACUCGCAGCGGUCCAACUCACCGUACACCUUACACCGAGCGAGUCCGGGCCUGCCGCAUAGCUCAUAUCACACCGGCCCCCGAUUAUAGAGACGGCUGCAAGUAUUUCCCGACAAACGUCAGCUGUUCAGUAUGCCUUUCUGAAAGGAACACACUGAGGAGAAUGAGGAGCGGAUGUGUGUGCGUGAGACUGUCUGUAAGGGUGUGUGACGGAGAGGAAUGGAGUGCGACCCGGGGCGUAGAGGUUUAGUUAAACGAAUUAACUAAAUUAAAACACAAGUAGCAGAAAAAAGAAGCAAAAACAAA
This is a messenger RNA of Aedes aegypti (yellow fever mosquito), 3472 nucleotides long. RefSeq names its product BTB/POZ domain-containing protein 7-like. The transcript has 2 exons. Lineage: Eukaryota; Metazoa; Arthropoda; Insecta; Diptera; Culicidae. Gene Ontology annotation, biological process: morphogenesis of a branching epithelium. The record is from RefSeq and is a predicted model, not a curated record. The coding region runs from base 67 to 3015 and encodes 982 amino acids. Gene Ontology annotation, molecular function: protein binding.